CAUGUUUGUGUGUUUGUGUGCAGGGCUGUCAUGCGUAUGUAUUUAUAUUUUUUGUUUUUUGUUUUUUUGGCAUGGACACGGCGGAUUCUCCGACAAAAACGCAAGCGAGCGACGAUGAAAACUACAAUUUGCUGCGCCAGGCCCACGAACAGUUCAACAAUGGCGCCUUUGAGCGCUGUUUGGAGCUGCUGCAGCAGCUGGAGACAAAGGGCGAGAAUAGCGGCUUAAUUUUGCGACACAAUCGUGCUGUGGUCAAUUACUACAUAUCCGGUUGCAUGCAACAUCAGACGCUGCUGCAGGAGCUCGAGCAGCUGGUGGACGCAAAAGCAAAACCGACGACGCCGGCAACUGUGGAGCAGCCAACGGUUGUAGGUGGCGGAGGAUUGUCGCUGAAGCAUGCGGGUAGCGCAAUAACCGUGGCCCGCUACAAUAAGGCCGUCAUCUACUACCAUCGGCAUAUGUAUGGAACGGCGCUGGAGCGACUGGCGCCACUGGUUGGCCGACUGGAGGCGCUGGAGAAACAAAUGUCGGCGCUGGUUGCCACGCUGCAGUUGCAGCUGCUGCUCGCCACCAAUCAGCUGAAUCGCGCCGAGGCAUUUCUCGAAUAUUUGCAGUACAAGCUUAAUUUGGUGGCCAGUGCACCCAGUCCAAGUCCAACAGGCAGCCCCGAGGAGGCAGCUGCUGCUGCUGCUGCUGCUGUGGCUGCAACACCAGUGCUGGAGGCAAGUGUGCCACGCGUGGCCGGCGAGUGCGCUGGCACAUUGCAGCUGCUGCAACUGCUGACGCACGUGCUCAAUCGCAAGCCGGUGGUCAUCACCGAGGAUGGCACACCGCAGUUUGCGGCACUCAAGGCGCAACAGUACUACAUCAUGAAGGACUUCCAAAUGGCCGCCAAGCAGCUGAUGCGCAUCAACGACGAGUGCACCCAGGCGGGCAACAUUACGCCGCAGCUGAGCACUUGUAUUGCCAACAACAUGGGCGUGAUUCAUUUGCGUGUCCGCCACUAUGCGAUUGCGGCCAAGUUCUUUCAAAAUGCGCUGCGCUUUGAUCAGCAGCUGGCUGCCAAUUUGCGAAAGAGCUCGCUGCAGACGAUGAGUUCGGCUCGCUCGUGCGAGAUUAUGUAUAAUCUGGGCAUUGCCAUGCUCCAUCUGCGCCGCUCCAAGGAGGCGUUCCACUGUCUGUUGGUGCCCGUCAAGCAAUAUCACAGCAAUCCACGUCUCUGGUUCCGCAUGGCCGAAGCCUGCAUCAUGGAGCACGAAUCGCAGAAACUAUUGGGCAAGGACUCUCUCCUGAACUCAGCGGACGCCAAGCCAUAUGGCAGCGCUCACUCGACGGCAGUGCCAGAGCCGACGCUGGAAUUUGCGGCAUUGUGUUUGCGGAGCGCUCUGACCCUGGCUCUGCAGCACAAGGCCAGUUUCUAUAUGGCUGCCUCGGCGGAGGACACACUGGAGCCGAAGGAUGCCGCGCAGCAGCUGUGGAGUCAGCAGCAGGACAAUAAUUUUUGCAACCCAUCGAAACCGAUUAGCUUAGAGUCACUGGACAAUAUGCUCGCUGCGAUUUAUGCGGCGCACAGCUUUGUCUCGCUCCGAUUAGGUGAUCAUGUCACCGCCCUGGAAAUGGCCAAGCAGCUGCUCCAAAGCGAACGUCUCUCCGAUGCGCACAGAUUGCUGGGGCACAUGUAUGCGGGCGAGGCGCUGAUGAUGAUGGAGAAGCCGGCCGAGGCACGUGACCAUCUGGAGCCGACAUUUGUCAGCACGCUGAAUGCACUGGAGCUGGAGACACGCGACUGGCAGCUGAAAUCCCUGGACGCCGCUCAGAACGUUGUUCGUUACAAUUUAUCCGUUGCGUUGGCCCUGCAGAACGACUUUCAGGCAGCCAAGGGCCUCCUGGCCACGCUUACCCACCCGAUUGUGAGCAAAAAGUCACAGAUUUUGCAUCGUUACAUUGAGUUGAAAAAGAGUGCCGCCGGUUCACCCAAUUAGACAACAAAUUGUGUAAAUAGCAUAGACGGAUUCAAUAAGGAAACCAAUGCGGGUUGUAAAUAUAUGUGUAGAUGAACCACUGACAGACAAAACUGUUAACACAA
Messenger RNA from Drosophila grimshawi, 2086 nucleotides. RefSeq names its product CCR4-NOT transcription complex subunit 10 (gene Not10). Gene Ontology annotation, molecular function: protein binding. The record is from RefSeq and is a predicted model, not a curated record. Gene Ontology annotation, cellular component: CCR4-NOT complex. Gene Ontology annotation, biological process: negative regulation of translation; mRNA catabolic process. NCBI's taxonomy places the organism in Eukaryota, Metazoa, Arthropoda, Insecta, Diptera, Drosophilidae. The transcript has 6 exons. Bases 72 to 1982 code for a protein of 636 amino acids.